Molecule: messenger RNA, 3195 nt
Organism: Triticum dicoccoides
Lineage: Eukaryota; Viridiplantae; Streptophyta; Magnoliopsida; Poales; Poaceae
Product: protein FAR1-RELATED SEQUENCE 3-like
Exons: 6
Coding region: 1995-2918 (307 amino acids)
Molecular function (GO): zinc ion binding
Source: RefSeq, a predicted model, not a curated record
CAUCUGCCAAACCCCCAACCAACCCAAUGUCAAAAGCACUCUGGAAGGGCCUAGCAUCGGUCGACCCCCCUUCUUCUCCUAGGUUGAUUAACAGCGACGCCAUUUUCUGUGUGGAGGUAGUGAGGAGAUUUCUUCCAUCGGCGCCGGAUCAGGCAUGGAGGUAGCAGGCAUGGAGUUCCUUCUGGACACCGUCGACAGGUUCCCCUUGCUGGAGGAAUUCGCCGACAGUGUUGAGCAGCCGGAUCCAGUUCCCCUGGCACGGAUGGAAGCAAACGAGCCAAGUUACGCUGGUAGCGCUGUCUCAAAAGAUGAUUCUGGUUGUGCCCAACAGAUUGGUGAAGUUGAGGUGGACAGGAAUGCACCUGCUGCUCGCGGGCGUGCGGCCACAUCUCCAACUCGGUCAGCGCAGUCCACUGGCAGGGUGAACCCCGAAGCCCCCGGGUGGACAAAGAGGUUAAGGCUGGGGAGUGCGCCACCGGACAGGACACCAUGUCCCAGCCGUAUGAGCGCGCUUGAGGAGUCGAUGCGCAAGUAUGCUGAAGAACCCAGGAAAAAUGUGGUGCAGCCGUCGUUGGGUCUGACCUUUGAUUCAGUCGGUGAAGCAUACGACUUUUACAAUUUGUAUUCCUGGGAAACGGUUUCGGCAUUAGAUAUGGAAAGAGCCGGCUUAACGUUGAGAGGACAAAGUGUAUGCAAGAAAUUGUGUGCGGUUGCUCGGGGAAGCCAGAAGCAGAAAAUAGUAGGUCCUGUAGGUGUGAGUGUCCUGCUUUGAUCAGAUUGUUGAGAGCUGCGGACAACAGCUGGUACAUUACAGAACACAGAGAGAGCCAUAAUCAUUCGAUGUCGUUGACAAUGGGUGAGAAAGUUCACUGGCCGUCGCACAAGCACAUUGAUGUGUACACCAAGGAUCUCAUAAAGCAACUGCGGGAGAACAAUGUUAACCUUGGCAAGGUGUACAACAUAAUUGGAAGUUUCUUCGGGUCGGUUGAUAAGGUUCCAUUCACAAAGAGGACCCUCAGGAACAUUUGUGGGAAGAUCAGUCGGGAGCAGGCUGAUGAUGAUGUUAGGAAGACACUUUAAGUUUUCACUGACAUACAGGCUGGAGACCCUAGUUUCACUUACAGAGUGCUAGCUGAUGAUACAAGCAAAGUGAAGAACCUGAUGUGGGCAAACGGGAGCAGCCGUAUGCAGUACCGUCUUUUUGGAGAUGUUGUCACCUUCGACACCACAUAUAGGACAAACUUGUACGACAUGCCUUUUGGAUUAUUUGUUGGGGUAAACAAUCAUUUUCAGAGCAUCAUCCUGGCUGGGGUGCUGAUGCGCGAUGAGCAGCAAGAGAGCUUCGAAUGGGUUUUUGCCGAGUUUCUUCGUAUGAUGGGAGGACCGGCCCCAAAAACUAUCUUGACAGUGCAGAGCUAUGAAACUAGCAAUCAACAAGGUGUAUCCAGAUACAGUUCAUAGGUGGUGCAAGUGGCACGUACUAAAGAAGGCAAAAGAGAGCCUGGGUCCUUUAUACACCAAAAAAAUGACUUCCAGGCUGAUUUCCACAAAGUAGUGAACCACAUGUUAACCGAAGAUGAGUUCGAGACGGCGUGGGGCAUGUUACUGGAUAAAUACAAUUUGCGGAAUCAUGCAUACAUGACACAGAUUUAUGAGAUUCGUAAAAAGUGGGCAAAAUCAUAUUUCAGAGGUGUUUUCUGUGCCAAGAUGACAAGCACGCAACGGAGCGAGAGUGCUAAUCACAUGUUGAAGAUGUACAUGCCCCCAGCGAGCCCCAUGCAUGUGUUUGUGCGGCAGUACAUGAGACUUCAAUUCGACCGGGAGCGUGAAGAGGGCUACAAGGAGAAAAGAACUAUGAUUGCAAGACAUCAGUUUACCUUUUUCAUUGCUGACCCGACCGUACGUCAAAACUAACAUUUGAGAAUGAUAUUCUUUUGUGUACAACUUUGUGGCACUUUUUGCAGGGAGGUGCAGUAAGAAGAACAAAUUUGGCUAUGGAGAGGCACACCAGUAAAAUAUAUACCAGAUCCAUGUUUGAGGAGUUUGGAAGGUUGCUGAUGGAAGCCAUAGCCUAUAACGUAACGGAGAUAGAUAAGAUGAAGAAAUAUGUAGCAACCCACAAUAAUGCGGCGAAAAGAGAGAGAUGGAGCAGAGUUGUUUAUGAGGUUACCAUCAGUGAUGAUCAGAAGGUGUUUUGCUGUGAGUGUGGUCAGUUUGAACACACAGGUUUGCUGUGCAGCCACAUUCUAAGGGUUAUGGAAAUACUUCACCUUGAGGAGAUCCCAGAAAAAGAUAUUGUGAAACGGUGGACGAAGGACGCAAGGGACAUUCUUCCUAGCCAUCUGCAGCAGUACCAAAAGGACAAAUGGAGCAACACAUCAUUCACAUGGAGGCAUUCAACACUGUACUUGAAAGCUAUGGAAGUCGUUCGCAUGGGGGAUGCUAGUGCAGAAUCAUUUGACUUCAUGCUAGGUGGGCUGGAUGAUCUGCUGGUGCGUGGAGCACCUAUUGCAGAAAAGAGGGAUGGAAUGGGUUUUGAGGAUCGCAUCACGACAUUGGACCCUCUGAGACACACUAGAAAUGGAGAGGUUGCUUUCGUGGUCGGGACAGUUGCCGAUAAAGAGAAUAGCAUGGCACAUUCGGUGAGCGUGAAUGACUUGCAAGGGCUAGCUCCACCCGGUAAGCAAAGGGGGGUCGGAAGGCCAACAAAUAGCAGGGAGAAGGCACCGUACAAAGGACUGAGUAGACGUACACGCUUCUGCAGCAUUUGCAGGAGGGAAGGACACAAGAGAACUACAUGUCUUGACAGAGGGGAUGCACCGAAAAAGCCGAGGAAACCUGGUCAAUGCAAGAACUACGGAAUCGAAGGUCACCGCCGCAACACGUGGACUAGGCCAUUGGGCUUUGGUGCAAACUAGUUUUCGACAUUCAUACUUUAUGGUUUCCCAUUUCGAUUUACUAGGCUUUGCGACAGCCAUGGUUAGCACUUGCAUGGUUUUCGUAGUUGCAUGCAGAAAAAGAUAAUGUAGUCUCAGCUGAGCAUCCAAGCUCUUCCCCAAUGUAAUAAGAUAUAAUGUGCUGGAUGUGUGUGAGGAUUUUCAUUGUUCGUGAGGUGUAAAACUGAACUGUUUAGUCAACUAUCAGCAUAAAAACAAAAUUGUCUCUUGGUUUUUAGUAGGAGUGCAUCCGAGUAAA